UAGCUCUCAGCUGUGGUUGAUAAGUAACCAUGCCAUCUCGAUAUCUACCACGCCUGACACAUCUUACUGCCUUGCCGUCAUCGCUCGAGCCCAAAUUUCUUUCUGUCAUCACUAAUCGAUGCGACAGGGAUUGACAGAACGUACUCAACCACUUCGUGCCUACUCCUAAUACCCGUUCAAUCCUCGUCUUCGAACAGCAAGCUUCUGCUAGAAGAUGGCACUCGACGGAUCUAUUAUCGCAGCCAUUGUAACGGGCAUUGCUGCCUUACUUGCCGCGCUGGCGACUGCUUGGAUGUCCGGAUGGAACGAACAUCGAACUCAAGCUCGUGCGAACAAGAAGGCGCUGGCUCGAUACUCAGUGCCCCUCAUCAUCGCAGCAUGGGACCUGGCCAACUGGUUCUUCGACAUUCUGGAUGAAGACAACUACAGUCCAAAGCGUUGCGCAGCCUACGGUGACGGAUGGAACAGCGAGUUCACGUCUUACCUGAUCGGCUCAUACUUUGCUGGCGUUCAUAUCAUUCGCGAAAUGACACACUUCUUCGCACACAUCACGGGCGAAGAGGCCGAGAAGUUAAAGAAACUUCUUUGGAAGAUACAAGACGAGUUUAUCUCUAUGGACUACGAGGGACGGGAAAGCCGCGAGAUGCGCUGGUUCGAAGGCGACAUACUGGCUGCUCAAGAACACCUUACCGAAGUCGUUGAACAUAAGGGUACCGAAACCACUGAAACCACCCGAGAGCUGCGAGUAAUUGGGUGGACCGAGUUCCAGAAGAAGUACAAGCCAGCCUCUGAAUUGAAGCAUGGAGACUCGCCGGGCUUGCACAAGCUCUUCGAAUGGUACGAGGACGAAUUUCAGCGUAUCGUUUACCGUCGAUUCCGAAGCUUGUAUUCCAGCAAAUGGUCGACAGAACCCAAUCCUCAAGCUUACAACACCAAGAGAGACUAUAUCAUUAACCAAGAAGAAGGUCAGAAGACAGAACUAGAGAGGAAAAGAUUGCAAGAAGCUCGGGGUCACGAUGAUGUCAAGAAGGUAGACAAGAUGACCUUGAAAGAGAGUUUUGAGCACGAGCAGAAGCUGAAGAAACUGGACGAAGAGGAGGAGUCCAUCGCGACUGAGCAGCAACAGUACCCACAGUUCAACGUCAUAGUACCUGACCAUCGAGUAAGGCGUCUUCAGCAUCUGCUGAUGGACCUUGUAGAAGUGCUGGAUGCCUUCACUACGAUGAAACUCAACCGCCCGGUGCGCAAGUGCACAAUGCGUACGGAAAAUCGAGUACCACUUGGACCGAGUAAUCCACUGGAUCUUACGCCUGGGUACCGCAUUCCUUGUGACUGUAGUUCUCUCGACUGCAAUCCAAAACAAGAGGAUUUCCCAGACCGACAACUUUCAACAAAGAAGUCUACAAAUCGCCCAGCGGGGCGCGAACCAUCGAAGCCAUCACGAGAUCACCAGAUUGAGUCGAGGGUACCCCCAGCAAGGACGGGUGUAGUCGACGCGGAGAAAGGCAUCAGUCAGUAACGAAAAAAAAAGGGUUUUGCUAGCUUCAUCAACGUUGUACCUCCAAUAUUGUUAUCAGCGAAAGCUACCGUGCACUACUUGAUCUGGAAUAAGGUGUCCUGACCCAUACCCGAUCCGCCAGCUCCGAUCUCCCCAGUUCCCUUCGUUGCUGAAAGCUGCACGCCAGGCUACUUCUCAACCAGAGAGCGCAGCUUCAAACACAUUGCAGCAAUAAGGCUAAGCAUGCGCUCGCAGAGGCCUCCGAUAAGCCGUCAGUAUGCGUCACAGCUGUUCUUAGC
Messenger RNA from Macroventuria anomochaeta, 1797 nucleotides. RefSeq lists its product as uncharacterized. Bases 215 to 1519 code for a protein of 434 amino acids. The transcript has a single exon. The record is from RefSeq and is a predicted model, not a curated record. NCBI's taxonomy places the organism in Eukaryota, Fungi, Ascomycota, Dothideomycetes, Pleosporales, Didymellaceae.